Drosophila takahashii is the source of this 827-nucleotide messenger RNA. RefSeq names its product thioredoxin. Gene Ontology annotation, molecular function: protein-disulfide reductase activity. Gene Ontology annotation, cellular component: cytoplasm. Lineage: Eukaryota; Metazoa; Arthropoda; Insecta; Diptera; Drosophilidae. The record is from RefSeq and is a predicted model, not a curated record.
CCAUCCGCAGUUUAUAAACAAACAUUAAACGCACACACGCAGUAAUACACACGGAAAAACUAGUUAAACACCCCGUAGAAGCAGCAGCAGCAGCGCAAUCUAAUCGUUGCGAAUCGCCGUGUUCCGUGCUCCGCACCCACAUCCACCUCCGCACUCGCACCCCCCGCAAAAUGCUGAAGAUCGCCGCCGAGGGGCUGGCGCCACGUCUGGUGGCCUGUUGCUCCAUCGGAGCCACCAGUGCCCACAGUGGCUGCCACAGGGUGGCGCCCCAGGCGGCCAAGGCCACCCAGAAGUACCUGUCGCAGUCGCAGCACCUCCACAAGAAGCUGGUCAUCAAGGAUCACUACGAGUUCGAUCAGAAGGUGAUCAACAGCGACAACCCGGUGAUCGUGAACUUCCACGCCGAAUGGUGCGAUCCCUGCAAGAUACUCACGCCGAAGAUGCUCGAGCUGCUGGAGAACUCCAACGAGAUCGAUGUGGCGAUCAUCGAUGUGGAGACGAACCUGGAUCUCGUCGAGACGUUCGAGGUGAAGGCGGUGCCGGCGGUGCUGGCCUUCCGGAACGGCGUCGUGGUGGACAAGUUCAUCGGUUUGGUGGAUGCCAACAGCAUCGAGACGCUGAUCGACAAGCUGAAGCGGAAGCAGCAGCAGAAGCAGUAGUUGGAGUAGCAUAAUUGGAACUGGGAGGUCAUGAUUUUAAAACGGAAACGAUACGGGAGACUGCGAGGCAAAAACAAUGCAAUGCAAUCAUUGAUGCUGAAAGAGAGUGUGCACAAAAUACUUUAAUAUGCAAUAAAACUAAUCUUAACUAUGGCUAUUUUUAACUCA